Molecule: messenger RNA, 1890 nt
Organism: Hordeum vulgare subsp. vulgare (domesticated barley)
Lineage: Eukaryota; Viridiplantae; Streptophyta; Magnoliopsida; Poales; Poaceae
Product: glucan endo-1,3-beta-glucosidase 14-like
Exons: 3
Coding region: 466-1650 (394 amino acids)
Biological process (GO): carbohydrate metabolic process
Cellular component (GO): plasma membrane
Molecular function (GO): hydrolase activity, hydrolyzing O-glycosyl compounds
Source: RefSeq, a predicted model, not a curated record
CCGCGCGUCCAGCUCCCGUCCCACUCGUGUCUGUCGCCUCAACAGCACGCGCGCGCUCCUGCAGCUGCGAUCUGAAAGAGACGGAAGAGCGGUCAGAGAUCGGCAGCCGACGACGCAACGCGGAGGCAGCACACUGUCCGUCAUACUAUCCCUCUUACGCUUGGCUUCCUCCCUGCUUCCCACCGGCACGCACAUUGCAGCAGAGCAUCCUUCCUAGCUCCGCUUCCGCUGCUUAAAUACUAGCCCGUUCGUCAACCCCUACGCCAGUCCAUUCGCGCGCGUGAUCCAAGAAGAACACAAGGCAACGGGCACGCGCACAGAGACGGUGGACGGUGAAGCAUAAGGUCGAACACUCCUGGCCGGCGAGGCCUUGCUCGCUUUUGCUCUCUAGCUUCUUCUGCCCGCUUGCGCUUGGCUCUUCUCCCUGGACUGGUCAGGGGCACGCGGCUGGAUCGGAAGGGAAGGAUGGCGGCAGCAUCAGCUCGUCAGCCGUCGAGAGCAGCUCCCUCCGUUGCUAUGGCGGCCGGAGUUUUCCUGGUCCUCGCCGCCCUCCUCACAGAGAAGGCGAUUGUGGCGGACGCCCUGUCGAUCGGCGUCAACUACGGGCAGAUCGCCAACAACCUCCCUUCGCCGGGGCGGGUGUCGACGCUGCUCCGGUCGAUCAAGAUCAGCAAGGUGAAGCUCUACGACGCCGACCCGCACGUCCUGCGCGCGUUCCUCGGCACGGGCGUCGAGUUCGUGAUCGGCAUCGGCAACGAGCACGUCCCGGCCAUGGUCAGCUCCACGGUGGCGCAGGCGUGGGUGCAGCAGCACGUGGUGCCGCACCUCCACGCCGGCGCGCGCAUCACCUGCAUCACCGUCGGCAACGAGGUGUUCAAGGGCAACGACACCGUCCUGCAGACCAGCCUGCUACCCGCCAUGCACUCCGUGCACCAGGCGCUCGGCACGCUCGGCCUGCAGGGCCGCGUGAAUGUCACCACCGCGCAUUCGCUGGACAUCAUGGGCGUCUCCUACCCGCCCUCCGCCGGCGCGUUCCACCCGGGCGCCGUGUCGCACCUGCAGCCGUUCCUCAAGUUCCUGUCGGCGACGAGGGCCCCGUUCCUCAUCAACUGCUACCCGUUCUUCGCCUACAAGGACGACCCGGCGCGCGUGCCGCUGGAGUACGUCCUCUUCCAGCCCAACGCCGGCGUCACCGACCCCAACACGGGGCUCAACUACGACAACAUGCUGUACGCGCAGGUGGACGCCGUCUACUCGGCCAUCAAGGCGCUGGGGCACACGGACGUGGACGUCAAGGUGUCCGAGACCGGGUGGCCGUCCCGGGGCGACCCCGACGAGAUCGGCGCCACGCCGGAGCACGCCGGGACGUACAUCGGGAACCUGCUGAGGAGGAUAGAGAUGAAGCAGGGCACGCCGCUGCGGCCGGCGGUGCCCAUCGACGUCUACGUCUUCGCGCUCUUCAACGAGAACCUCAAGCCCGGCCCGGCGUCGGAGCGGAACUACGGGCUGUUCUACCCCGACGGCAAACCGGUCUACAACGUCGGCCUACGUGGCUACCUCCCGCCCAUGGCGGAUUCACAAGGAGCACGUCAGGCGAUUCAUUUGCUUCUACUCAUCGCCAUGGCGUCGGUCGCUUUUGCCAUGUCCUGACAGCAUCCAGCCAUCCACCGACUGCUGAGUUACGGACAGUGAAGGGUGAAGAGUAAUGGCCGUGAUUGGCCAGAGCAGUCGAAGUGCAUUGACUGCUGGAAAGAAGACAAUACGAUCAUUCUCUUUGGGCUACACAUAGAGCUGAUGUACUCCAGCAAUACCAUUCGUUGCAAUCUGGAUGUAUUCUGGUGGAGGUGUAGACCUGAUUUGUAUUAGCAAUGACAUUCAUUGCAAUCUGGA